UGGCUUGGUGGCAGUGCAUCUGCAAGUCUGCCGCACGAGGCGCCUUCUUCUCUCGUAUUCCUGGCGACCGAGCAGCUUGAACAUCAUGGGCUGGCAAGUGAUCGGGAUGGACUGCCCAUGGGGGCUUAGACCCCGCUCGUACAGUUCUCUCCGAAGUCUCUGGUUUGUUGAGCAUCCCGCCAGACAUAAAGUCAGGAACGUGCCUCCAUGACUUGCCUUGUCCUUCCAGCCUGUCGUGUCGUUCUUGAUAUCCCGCUCCACUGGUGCUAAAUGGCCGACUUCGUUUCAUAGCUAUCUUAGGCAGGACCCAUACUUACCAUACAUCUAACAUCCCUAGAGUCACCGUUGCCGCACUGGUGGCUUGUCACGACACCAUUGAUGGGCCACGACUGACAUGGCUGAGGCUGCCGCUGUCGCAUCAAUUCUUGGUAUCGCGAGCUUUGGCAUUCAACUCACACAAACCCUGUACACUUUUGGCUGUAAUGUAUCAAGUGCCAGAGAAGAGACUAAUUACAUUGCACGUCACGUUGACCUCUACUCUAAUGUCCUGGAUAUCUUAACGGAUCGACUUGAGGACGACGAACCCAUUCUUUCCGGCGCGGCUUUUGAUCUGAUCGACGAGCUACAAUACCAAUCGCAGGAAUUGUUCAAAAAGAUCGAGCACUCGCUCCCGAAUCCCAAGGAUGGCAAAGACGACAUCUCGUUCCUGCAGAAGGUGAAAUGGAACUUCACAAAGUCAAGAGUGGCUCUUCUGGUAGGAGAGCUUGACUACUUACGAAGUACUGUCCACCUCCUAGUCACAAUCAUAUUUACCGGCAGGAGAAUCCGAUCUCGAAGAAAGAGGAAAGCAAGAUCUGACAAGGAAGGCGCCGCAGAUCCUGAUAACGAACUUGGGAAGCAAGGCGUCAAGGCUCAAAAUGCGCUUCUCGCCCAGCAAGAAGCCCAAGAUAAGCUACCAGAGCUCGAAAAAGAAGCAACGAGACAGGAAAGCCUUGGCCGCAACGGCGCCAUCCAACCGUACACUCAGCGUCCUGAUACACGAACAGAUGUCAUUCGAGCGAAGGCCCCAGCCUUACACAAUUUACAACAAUCACUUACGACAUGCGCCGACCCAGCAGAGCGGCAGCGUCUUGUCCUUCAGCAUUCUGCUCGCGUGCUGCGCCAACUGCUGGAGCAGUGGACGACUGUCGGCCUUGAAAGGCCCCUUGGGCGUGAUGAUGAGGCCCAUGCUCGACCAGGGGGUCAACAGCAGCCUACAGCGGAACUAGCUCGCAAUAAAACGACUCCGUCCCCUCCACCAAGAUUCCCUUGCGCCACAAGCUUCCCCGACCACACCAAGGCUCACACUUUCGAGGGGCCGAAGGUCAGUCCCGGAGUGCAUUCGACGCCUGAGUCCGCAGUAUCCUUGCCCGAUCAGUGGAGGGGAAUGUCUACUUGUGCGCCCAAGAUGUUCAAAGAUUGGCUGGCAACUCUGCCGGAAGCUGAUGAAGCUCCACCACCAGAGUGGACGAAGGCGCUGAAUAAGGAUAAUGGUCUGCCCGACUAUUACGGUUCUAAAAGCUCCAACUCUCAAUGGGAGAGUCAUGCCCCUGAGGCCCCAAAUUGGAAUGCAGGAGAACGUUUUGCACAAUUCUUUAGUGAUGGUUUUGAUACUCGUGCAGAAAAUGCUUGCGCACAGUCUUCCGGGGUCGGUGCUUUCGGUACCAACAUUUUGUACUACAGCACAGAAGAUGGAAAGCAGAAGAGAUCAGGAAGACGACACGGCGACAAGUCCACAUCUAAAGAUGGGGACCUUAACAAGGGCUCCCGCAGCCUCCGGCGCCCGCGGACACAGGACAACGCGUGCCGGUCUUGCGAAGGACGUGGUGGUAGAGUAGACAAGGCGAAGAAAUGCCAAGAAUGCGUUGGUUUUGGUUAUUUAUUGGACCAACAUUUCGGGAGCGAUCUGGCUGUCUCAUGUCGAGGCUGUAAUGGUGAAGGCUCCACGAUUCCAGUGAGGUAUCAGUGUCAGGUGUGCAUUGGGACAGGCAUCCUACCUCGGAGCGACUUGUCCGAGCACAAGAGUGGUUUAUAUGGAGAGGUCAAUCGCAAAGAGCGACCAGCUUGAAGGCUAUUCGGGAGGAUCAACUGAAAUGACUUCA
Molecule: messenger RNA, 2141 nt
Organism: Exophiala viscosa
Lineage: Eukaryota; Fungi; Ascomycota; Eurotiomycetes; Chaetothyriales; Herpotrichiellaceae
Exons: 2
Coding region: 395-2107 (570 amino acids)
Source: RefSeq, a predicted model, not a curated record